UUCUCAGUGCGGCGGCGGCGGCUCCGGGGACUGGGGCCUUUUGUUUGGAGCGGCGGCGGGGGGCCCCGGAGCGGCGAGGCCGGCGGCCUUCCCCUGCUCGCUCGGUCCCGGCCGCCCCUCGCGGGGGUGCGGGGGGCCGCCCCCUGGGCCGGGGCCUAGUCUCAGGCGCCCCCGCCCCGCCCUUGGCCCGCCCCGCCCGGCCCGAGGGGAGGAACCGGCCGGGCCUCCCCGCGCGGCCCAGCUACCUCCGGAGUCGCCGCCGCAACACUGCGCGCCGUACCCGAGGCUGCCUCUCGCCCCUUAGGCCGACGCCAUGAAGAUCAAGGAUGCCAAGAAACCCUCUUUCCCAUGGUUUGGCAUGGACAUCGGGGGAACUCUGGUAAAGCUCUCAUAUUUUGAACCUAUUGAUAUCACAGCAGAGGAAGAACAAGAAGAAGUUGAGAGCUUAAAAAGUAUCCGGAAAUAUUUGACUUCUAAUGUAGCCUAUGGAUCCACUGGUAUUCGGGAUGUACACCUUGAACUGAAAGAUUUAACACUUUUUGGCCGGAGAGGGAACUUGCACUUUAUCAGAUUUCCAACCCAGGACCUGCCUACUUUUAUCCAAAUGGGAAGAGAUAAAAACUUCUCAACAUUACACACGGUGCUAUGUGCUACAGGAGGUGGUGCUUACAAGUUUGAAAAAGAUUUUCGCACAAUUGGAAACCUCCACCUGCACAAACUGGAUGAACUUGACUGCCUUGUAAAGGGCUUGCUGUAUAUAGAUUCUGUCAGUUUCAACGGACAAGCAGAGUGCUAUUAUUUUGCUAAUGCCUCAGAACCUGAGAGAUGCCAAAAGAUGCCUUUCAACCUGGAUGAUCCCUAUCCACUUCUGGUAGUAAACAUUGGUUCGGGAGUCAGUAUUUUAGCAGUCCAUUCCAAAGACAACUAUAAACGAGUAACUGGGACAAGCCUUGGAGGGGGUACCUUUCUUGGUUUAUGUAGUUUAUUGACUGGCUGUGAAAGUUUUGAAGAGGCUCUUGAAAUGGCAUCCAAAGGUGACAGCACCCAAGCUGACAAGCUGGUCCGUGAUAUUUACGGAGGAGAUUAUGAAAGAUUUGGUCUGCCUGGUUGGGCUGUAGCAUCUAGUUUUGGGAAUAUGAUUUAUAAGGAGAAGCGAGAAUCUGUUAGUAAAGAAGAUCUAGCAAGAGCUACAUUAGUUACUAUCACCAAUAACAUUGGUUCUGUGGCACGAAUGUGUGCUGUUAAUGAGAAAAUAAACAGAGUUGUCUUUGUUGGAAACUUUUUACGUGUCAAUACUCUCUCGAUGAAACUUUUGGCAUAUGCACUGGAUUAUUGGUCAAAAGGUCAACUGAAAGCUUUGUUUCUAGAGCAUGAGGGAUAUUUUGGAGCAGUUGGUGCACUUCUUGGGCUGCCAAAUUUCAGCUAAGGCAUCGGGUUUCUCUCUGUUAAUAAAUGUCAUUCAAGAGGAACUGAAAACCAGAGGUGUUAUUACUGCAUUAUUUGUCACUGGGAACCAAAGGAUGAAAGAGUAGCACUAUUCCUGUUGAUUUUUAAGUAUCAGAAUGGUAAGCUGCUAUAUGUUGCCAUAUUAAAAAGAGAGCUCCAGUAAUGUGAAGUAUUUCUAAGUGAAAUGCUUUCCCUUCUGUAUAUAGCCAGUGUUAAAUCCUUAAAUGCAAUACAGCCUCUGAUUAAUGAGCUUCCUCUGAAAAAGAUUUUCUAUUUAUUUUAUUUUAUGUAGCCAACAUUGCAGUACUGUAUGUUCAAACAUGAAUCUUAAAGUCUCAGAAAUGUUUAUCUCAUGAAAAGAAUUGAUUCUGAAUAUUUGUUUCAAGUCUGUUCUAUGUGUGUUUUGGUUACUAGUAAGUGGACAGUAACAUACCCUGUAUCGAAACUUACUGAAAUGGCAAUCAAAGAUGAUCAUUUUUAUAUGAUUUUAGAAAUGUUAAAGCAAUAUUAAUUAUUCAUUACUGUUGUUUUCCAAACAUAUCUUCUCCCAAAAAGCAUGUUUAUGUGCUCUUUCCCCAGAAGUAUAACCUUUUUCAAAUGCCGUAAUUUAAUUGAAAUACUGUUGUUAAACAUUAGCCUGAAUUUUAAAAUGAAUCCUAGAGAAUGCACAUAAUUGGUGAUACUGCAUUUUUGUAUUUUGAGUUUAUCAGAUAGUACAUUUUUAAAUGAUUUUUAAUUGGAGGCUUAAUUACUUAUUUGAAAGUCCGUUCAGUGAGGUCCCAGGACUAUUUGAAUGGAGUAUGGUUUAUGUGUAUUGGUAGGGUUCUGUGCUCUUCUCUCUAUACCACAUUUAUCUUAGGCCCAAAGUUAGCCAUUUCUGUUUAAUUAUGUCUGAACCAUCAAAGGUAAAGACUGUCUUCUGCUGUGAACAGCAACAAAGUCAUUUGUUCUAAACAGAUGUUAUGGAAAUUUAAAAGACGAGUUGUUUUGAAACUGGGAAUCUGAGGCAGUAUUGCAGAAUUAUAAAAGGAUCAGUGUUUCAUACAUUCUGGUAAUAAAAGCAUUAUAGUUCCAAAA
This is a messenger RNA of Lipotes vexillifer (Yangtze River dolphin), 2523 nucleotides long. It is a transcript of the gene PANK3, whose product is annotated as pantothenate kinase 3. The transcript has 7 exons. Lineage: Eukaryota; Metazoa; Chordata; Mammalia; Artiodactyla; Lipotidae. The coding region runs from base 314 to 1426 and encodes 370 amino acids. Gene Ontology annotation, biological process: coenzyme A biosynthetic process. Gene Ontology annotation, cellular component: nucleus; cytosol. Gene Ontology annotation, molecular function: pantothenate kinase activity; ATP binding. The record is from RefSeq and is a predicted model, not a curated record.